Oryza brachyantha (malo sina) is the source of this 585-nucleotide messenger RNA. RefSeq lists its product as uncharacterized. The coding region runs from base 98 to 331 and encodes 77 amino acids. The record is from RefSeq and is a predicted model, not a curated record. The transcript has a single exon. NCBI's taxonomy places the organism in Eukaryota, Viridiplantae, Streptophyta, Magnoliopsida, Poales, Poaceae.
GCGUGCUGAUCUGAACACCGAGCUGCUGCUGCUAGAAUCAAUCAACGAGCACACGCGAUUCGGGUUUGGACUCGCGUUCGGAGCGGACUCGAUCGAGAUGUCCGGCGCGCAGGGCGCACAGCCCAAGGGCGCAUUCACGGCGACCACCUACCGGUCGGCUCCGGCGGCGGCGAGGACGGAGCUCCGGUCGAGCGAGGACGAGCGUGGUCUCCCCGUGAAGAGGCUGGAGGACAAGGUGGAGGACGCCGCCGGGAAGGGCGGCCCGGUGUUCGGCGCCGGCGACGACGACGGCAAGCCCGACCUCGGCGUCACCGGCACCGGCACCGGCUGAUUGCUCAUCACCUAUUUCUGUGUGUCGCACACGUUCUACUUUGUAAGCUACUACUACUGUGUAAUGGACUAGAAUAAUCAUCAUAAUAAAAAUACUUGCUCCAUGUAACUAGAUAUGGAUCUUGGGAUAGGGAUAUUGACAGUCUUCGAUAAUAUUGGUACAGAUAAGUUACUUUAUAAUAAUAUUUAAAUGGAAUUGUAUGAUAUGAUAAGAUGGUCAUCAUUUGGUUUUCGAGGAAAAAUGUUUCAUUUGGU